Cololabis saira (Pacific saury) is the source of this 8031-nucleotide messenger RNA. RefSeq names its product chondroitin sulfate proteoglycan 4-like. NCBI's taxonomy places the organism in Eukaryota, Metazoa, Chordata, Actinopteri, Beloniformes, Belonidae. The transcript has 22 exons. The record is from RefSeq and is a predicted model, not a curated record. Bases 128 to 7786 code for a protein of 2552 amino acids.
GUUGUCAUUGAUGGGAAUGACGUGUAGAGCCAGAGUUGUACGCUGAAGAUAAUGGACUGCACAGUCAAGCAGCCAGAUGUUGCUCUCAACUAAAUCCAAACUGGAAUGAAUAAGAAUCUAACUAACAAUGAAAGCUUUCUUGGCUGAUCUGUUUCUACUCCUGCUGCUCUCUUCAGGACAGGUUUAUGGAGUUUCUUUCUAUGGCAAUGGCUACGUUCACCUGCGUACAGUGGAGAAGUCCCUUCAGACGUUUAUCCAUGUACGAUUUCGUACUUCUAGUCAGACUGGAAUGCUGUUUCUGGCAGCAGGACGCCAAGACUACUUGCUUUUGGAGCUGAUCUCUGGACACCUGCAGGUCCGUCUGGACCUGGGCUUAGGUGAGCGUUCUCUACGAUCAGUCAAGGGAACUCAACUCAACGAUCUGGCAUGGCACACGGUGGAGCUGAACCACACACAACAUAAUAUCAUCAUGACUGUUGACCAAAACUCUCGCACAAGCGUCAGAAUACCAGGACCAGAUCUGGAGCUGAGUGUGGAAGAUGGGCUGCUUGUUGGUGGGACUGCUGGACUGAACCAUUCCUACCUUCUCAGUACCUCAAGAGGGUUUAGGGGUUGCAUAGAUGAAGCUAUCUUCAAUGAGCAUAGACUACUGUCCAGCCUUAGGUCAUAUUCUGGGGACAAAAACAUCAGCAAGGUUUCUCCUGGCUGUAGUCCACAGUUUUCUGCAACAGUAGGAGAUCCUGUGGGUUUUUCUAGCUCUAAAUCCUUCAUGUCUCUCCCUCCAUGGGAGGUACUUCAAGAGGGGGUGUUUGAGUGUGAACUUCUCCCUUCUGUAAAAGAAAAUGGCAUCGUCCUGUACAGCGCGGGUAGCAAAGGAGGAUUCGUAGCUAUUGAGAUCAGAAAUGGUCACGUGGUGGCUUCAGUGGCAAAUGGAGAAGGGAGUAAAGCUGAACUGCACUCUCUUACGUACGUCCACGGAAACCACACCUGGUACCCCAUCCAGCUGCACCUGCUGCCUCAUAGUGUCCAGAUGAAGAUAGACAAGGAGUUGGUGAGGGCCAGCCUGAGUCAGGAACUUCAGAUCAGCCAGCUCAAAGGGCCUCUCUUCCUCGGUGGACUGAAUGAAGAAGCUCUUGUAGAAGCAAGCCGCGCAGGAAUGUCUUCUAUUCCACCUGAAGGGGGGUCCUUUAGAGGCUGUCUCCAAAAAAUGAGGAUAAACACUCAAAAAACUGGCUUACCACAUGCCACGGUCAGCGAAGACAUUACUGUGGGCUGUAAAAUAGAGUAUGGUCUGAAGACGGGGACAACUUCAAGUCCAACAUUGCUUCCUGAGGUUGAGGUUACAUCUCCACAAGCAAAUACAGUCAAGAAGAAACCUAACUUUUUGUUGCUUAGAAAGCUGGAAGUAGCCGAGGGAGGCCAAGCGCCACUGGAACCCAAACACAUGAAGGUCAGUCUGGACUUCCGUAAACUGGGCAUGCAUCCAUCCCAGUUGAUGUUCCGGAUCGUGGAGCAGCCGGCUCACGGCCAGAUCCGGUUGCUCAGUCCAGACUUGGAUGGGACGCUGAAUGAAGGACAGGAAAGGACUAUAACAAUAGGAAAAGCUGAGAACGACCAAACGUUCAGUAUGCUAGACCUGUGGCAGGGUCGAGUGAUGUAUGUCCACGGGGGUUCAGAGGACCACAAUGACUCCUUUAUAUUUUCAGUCUUCUCCAGCAAUAAGAAGGAACUCCCUAUAUUUCUGAAGAGCAACCAAUUGCACCAAUUCGAUAUCAGCAUAAGUCCCGUAAAUGAUGCUCCUGUCCUCAGCCUACCGAAGGGACACAUGUUUACUUUGCUAGAGAAGUCCAAACGACAACUCACAACAGACAUAUUGAGAGUGUCAGACCCUGACAGCAGCCCUGAUGAGCUUGUAUUCAGCUCCAUGGGGAACCAGGACACUGAAGCUGGGUACCUGGAGCACCAGGAUUUCCCUGGCAGGCCCAUCAACUUGUUCUCUCUAAAUGAUUUAGAGGAAGGUAAGAUCAGCUUUGUCCACACAGGGGUUACUGUCUCCAGACUGGCACUCAGGGUUAGCGAUGGGCAGAAGGUGAGCAACACAGUGGUUUUGAAGAUCAUGACAGUAGCGCUUGAACACAAACUGGUGAAUAACACCGGACUAGAGGUGAACCAAGGCGAGGUUUCCACCAUCACCAGCCGACACCUCGCGGUACAAGUCAAUGUGGAUGACGACACAGUAGAAGUCUGGUAUGACAUCAUAGAGUUCCCCCAGUACGGAGAGAUUCAGAGGUUGCACUCGAGUGGUGAGUGGAAACCGACAACAACCUUCCCUCAGAAACUUCUGGAAAAGCAGCGGAUUCGAUACAUGAGCACCUAUAACGGUCUUCAGAGUCAGGGCAACGUCACUGAUCAUUUCAAAUGUAAAAUCAUCAUUAAUUCCCAGGCCAAAGAGGAGGUGGUUUUCCCCAUAGUGAUACGGCUGAUUCAUUUUAAGGUAACGCGAAGUAAGAUGGAAGUGAAUGGCCUUCAGACUGCUGUUUUAACUCCCGAGGACCUCCAUGUGAUUUCUAAAGGCAUUAAACUCAGUGAGAGAGACCUCUACUUCAGGUUGUUGACAUUACCCAAGAAAGGACAGCUUUUCCUGAACGGCAAACCUCUUCAAAAGAACUCAACCUUUAGCCAGAAGAACAUCACUGAUGGGUUGGUGAAGUAUGAGCUGUUCAACAGGCUGCACGACGACACGAGAGACUCAUUCAGCUUCCAGCUGUUCUCCGUGCAGGCCACCUCCACAACCUACGACUUCAGAAUCAACAUCAAAGCUGAGUCAACUGCCAUCACUUUUGUAAACAGAGGCCUUUCAAUCCUGGAAGGAGCAAGUAAAGUCAUCACCAAAGACACUCUGUUCACUCACACAGCAAGUAAUCGGGAGGUCCACUACAACAUCACCGUGAGCCCCAAGCACGGACAGAUAAGAAAGAUCAACCUCUCCAACUCAACUUCAAUUAAUGAUAAUAUUCUAACAUUCACAAAUCAGGACAUCACAGAGGAGCGGAUCAUGUACGUCCAUGAUGACAGUGAGACGAAGCAGGAUUACUUCAGCUUUCAGAUCAUUGUCUACAAACCACACAAACACACAAAGAAGGAGGAGCGAAUCACAGCAGAGUACACCUUUAAUAUCACGGUGCAGCUCGUCAACGAUCAGAGACCUGUCAGGGUUGUAGAUAAAGUUUUCCAUGUAGCCCGUGAUGGCCAGAGGUUGGUGACCCUGAAUGACCUCCGCUACCAUGACGAUGACUCUGACUUUGAGGACAGCUGGCUGGUGUACACACGCAGGGGGAUUCCCAUGGGAGAGCUGGUGCUGGCCGCUGAUCCCAGUCACCGGCUGUACGAGUUCACUCAGCGCGACCUCCAGCAGAACAAAGUGUUGUUCAUCCACAGCGGGGUGAGUUUUGGACGUUUUGUGCUUUUCGUAACAGAUGGGAAACAUUAUGUUUCAGCGCUACUGGAGGUGAUGGCUCAGGAUCCGUACCUGCAGGUAGAGAACAACACAGGUCUCAUGGUCCAGCAAGGUGGGAUUACACUCCUGACUUCUGCUAACCUCAGCGUCAUCAGCAACCUCGACAUCCGAGACCCCAAGGAAGUGACAUUUGAGGUCUUCAUUCCACCUAAACAGGGCGUGCUCUGCUUUAGCGAUGGACAGAAGGAGACCAUAAUAGGAACAGAUGCCAUUUCAGUUUUCACACAGCAUGACUUGGUGGCAGGGCGCCUGGCGUAUCACCACAGUGGAGGCCAUGAGCUGUCAGACGUUUUUAACGUGACAUCAAGAGCAAGAGAAAGGGAGCCUGUAAGGCGCCUGGAAAGAGGGAGGAGGGAUGUACAUCUGGAUAUUGGAGUGCCAAUAAAGAUAUACCUGGAGAGUCAUCACAGGCCGCCAACCGUCAAAAUUAACCGUGCCGUAGUGGUGGCAGAGGGAGAAAAUGUUUCAAUUAGCAGGAAUCAUCUAGAGGUGGUUCAUGUGGACAGCCAGCCUUCAGAUAUAGUUUUCACCAUCCAAAAACCUCCCGUGCUGGGCAUCAUUCACAAUUCAUCCCAGAGAGAAAAGCUUCAAAACAUGAAUGGAGAACAGCAGCCCCUCCAUAAGGAUAUCGGAGAGUCUUUCACCCAGGAAGACCUCAAUCAGGGAUUGAUCAUCUAUCAGCAGCAGGCUGCGGGAGGCACCAAUGACUCUCUUCUCUUAGAUGCAACCAAUGGCGUGACAAAGGUCGGACCGAUCAAGCUGGAUAUUGAUAUCAUACCGCUCCUGCUUCCUCUACAGUUGUCUGACUUGACUCUUGAUGAAGGGUCAUCCCUUCCUCUCACACCUGACAUCAUCAAGGUUGGAAGUCAUCACUUUGCAGGGAUGAACUUCUUGUACCAGGUCAUCAUUCCACCAAGAUUUGGACAUUUGGAGCACAGCCGGAUUCCAGGGAUGCCUAUUACUGCUUUUACACACACUGAGGUUGAACGUGAGUACAUUUCCUAUGUUCACGAUGGCAGUGAGACGCUGAGAGACAACUUCACCAUUGUGGCCAACCAGACAGAGACAAAGAAACACAGCCUGCCGUCCACUGUUCAUAUCAACAUCAUCCCCGUCAAUGACGAGACUCCCGUUGUUACUGUCAACCGAGGCCUGAAGGUGUGGAUGAAUUCGGUAACAGAAAUAACUACAGAUGACCUGAGUGCGGAGGACUCUGACACUCCACCUGACGGGCUGGAGUUUGUCGUCACACCACCCAGUAAUGGGCACUUGGCCUUGAAGAAUGCUCCGUCCAGACACAUCCUGAACUUCACCCAAGACCAUGUAUUAAGCAGACAGCUAGUUUUUGUGCAUAGCGGUGCAUUAUUGGGUGGGUUUCACUUCCAAGUGAAUGAUGGUGUUAACUUUGCUCCUCGCCAGAUCUUCAGUACAACUGCUCACUCUCUGGUCCUCACUCUGCAGAGAAACCACCCUUUGGUGGUCUAUCCAGGCUCUGUGACACCAAUCUCAAAGCAAGACCUUCAGGUUGUAACCAACAACGUCAGUGACAUCCAAAGAAACCAGUCCCUGGUUUUUGCACUAACUGCUCCUCCCAAACUCGGUCGCCUGGUCCAACGGAUGCCUGACAACUCCACCAGAAACAUUCACACGUUUACACAAAGCAUGGUGAAUCAUGGGGUUGUCCUGUAUGAUCAGAAUAAGCCGGAGUCUGUGGGGUGGUCGGCUGCAGACUAUUUUUCUUUCACUGUGUCUUCUCCACCUGCUUUCCUUCCAUCACACACCUUCACCAUUUUAAUCUCCUACCAAGCAAAUGCACCUCAUGACAACCCCAAAACCAGACUGCUGAACAACGCAGGUGCGGUGGUUGCCGAGGGAGGCAGGGUGACUAUUGACAGAUCCAAGCUCGAUGCUUCUAAUCUCCUGGCAAAAGUUCCAGAAACCCAGCGGAAAGACCACCAGAUCAUAUAUCGAGUGAUUUCUCAGCCGCGACAUGGAGUUCUGUCCAUACGAGGACAUAAUCUCACCAGGAACCAACCAGAUUUCUCACAGGCCACCCUAAACAAGUUCGGCAUCACAUACGUCCAUGACGACUCCGAGACAACGAGGGACAGCUUCACCUUUCGGGCCUGGGUGGCUCCUUUGGAUUCCUCCUCCUUUUCCUCCUCCUCAUCCAUGUCUGCUUUUCCCUCUGAUUCCUCCUCCUUCUCCACUUCAUUUCCCCCUUUAUAUUCUGCCUCAUCAUCUUCCUUGUCAUCGCUGGAAGCUGUUCCUCAUCGCCAUCGUGUCAAAGAAAGAGGGGCCGUGACAGAGAUGUUCAAUAUCACGGUGACACCCGUUAACGACCACCCGCCGCUGAUCAGGAGCCUAGCCCCCAGUAUGAAAGUUGUGGUUGGAGAGAGAGUUGUACUUGGACCUGACACUCUACAGGUUGAGGAUCAUGAUACACCACCAGAGGAGCUGCACUACCUUGUGAUCAGUAAACCCAACAAUGGCUACCUCACGCUUGGAGAAAGACCUGAGCCAGUGACCUCCUUCACCCAGUAUGACGUUAACCACGGCCGGCUGCAUUUUAUACAGCAGGGAGCGCCCUCAACAGGAGUUUUCUACUUCAAUGUAACUGAUGGCCAUCACCGUCCUCUCUACAAACUGUUUAGUUUGGAGGUGAUCAAACCUUCUGUAUCCAUGGCAAACAAUACUGGCCUGUCAUUGGUUCAAGGUCGCACCGCUGUGGUGCUGACGACCCACCAGCUGGCAGCACAAACUAACGGUCAGACGCAGGCUAAUAUCUCCUACACGGUUACCACACACCCUCGGCAUGGACGCAUUGCUAUCAACGACCAGGAGGUCACCACCUUCUGCCACGAGGACCUCCAGUACGGCCGCGUUGUCUAUCACAUGACAGACCUCAGUGAGUCAGAGGACAGCUUCCAAAUCUCAGUGUCAGCGUCCUCUCCCAGUGUGAGAGACUACGGAAAUGUACCAGACCAGACGGUCAAAGUGACUGUGCGGCCUCUGAUCUACUUGAGGGAGCCAGUUAGAGUUCCCAGUGGCAUCGCCGUGAAACUGAGCAAGGCCAUGAUUGAUGCCUCUGAGCUGGCCAGAAUCAGCAGAGCCAACCCGGUCUUUGAGGUUCUCUCUCCACCAAAACAUGGAAAACUGGUCAAGAUUACCUAUGAUCCCAACCGAGCAUUAGAGGUCCUGAAGUCAUUCACAUUCAGAGAUGUUGUGCAGGGUCGAGUUGCCAUCGAAGAGACUCUGAGCGACAACCAGAUCCAAAAUAAGUCUUCUCUGACAACAGCUCGAGGCCAUGCGCCUCUUACACCUCUCAAUGAUUCCUUUAUCUUCUUGGUGAAGGCAGGAAAUGUCCAGCCAGCAAAGGGUGAGCUUCACUUCACCAUCUUCCCCCACCACCAGAUGCGUCAGGCCUCAAGUGGUUUCAGUAAAGGAGAUGGUGGAAGUCUCGAACACACCACCGCCCGUGUCCGAACACACAACAGGACAAUUGCAGGAAGCGAACAAGGAGGGUCCAUGAUGCACGGGGAGGUCAGGGAGCACCCCCACAUUUUGUCACAUAAAAACCAGAACAGGACGCAGCGUACGAAGAGGCCUCAGAACCGCCGGGGGAACCGAACACACAGCGGGAGUCACGGAGGAAGAUCAGGGAACAGUGCAGAAGGAGCUGGAGAGGAGAACAAUCAGGACCCGAUGCCUCACACUCCUCCGGUCCCAGCGAUGCACGGCCCAAUAAACCGUCCUGAUAUUGAACUGGUUCAAGUUGAGGUUCUCCCUCGCCCUGCCGCUGACCCUCUGCUCAUUAUCUUACCACUGCUAGCCUGUUUACUCCUGAUUAUAAUUCUUGUCAUUUUAAUUCUGGCGUUCCGUCACCGCAAAGAGAAACAAGCACGGCAGCGGCUCAUGCAUGAACUGGCUUCAGUGCAGUUACCCACUGAGGACGGCCUGUACCAGGGCCGGCCAGAGCGGAGUAUGGCUAUGCCCUCUGUGAUGGUCACCCCACUGGGCUCUGCAAGCGUCCCCACCUCCCCCAGGAUAAACAUGAGCCCAAGGAGGAGUCUGGCUCCAGGGAUGACCUUCUGGGGGCCAUUUGAAUCUGAUUUAGCAGGUGGCGAGGGGAAUAUGAGAGGGCAUAAAAGUAGUGAGAGAGAUACAGCUUGUGAUAGCGCACUUCCAGCUUCUCCUGCAGGGGUCAAGACCUCAGGGAGAUCUCUGUCCCUCACACCAACUCUGAAAGACAACCAGUAUUGGGUUUGAUGAAAGUCAUUUAUACAUAAACUGUGCCUUAGAGGUGUAUUUUUUGGUGCAAAGGUUAUUAAGGGUACGGUACUUAUGUAUGUGCUUACUAUGGAGAACAAGUGGUCAUCUUAGGUACAGCAUACGUGUAGUUCUGUAAAAAGGACAAUAUAUGCAACUAUUCUUAGUUGAAUAAAUGUGGAGUGAGUGGUAUGAAUUGUAUUAUAUUUCUGUAACUACUGCUGGAAAGGAACAUAAACCAUACC